Caenorhabditis angaria is the source of this 7968-nucleotide messenger RNA. Lineage: Eukaryota; Metazoa; Nematoda; Chromadorea; Rhabditida; Rhabditidae. The record is from the annotation of a GenBank genome assembly.
AUGAGGUCUCGAUUGUCAGUGAGACGUCCACACAUCAGAACACAGGUGACGAAUCGUAGAAAGAAUCUCGGAAGAGCCGCCAGAUCACAAUACAAUCAAUUCCGUCAAUGGUGAGUUUUAGCCCUUUUGGGCCUUUUGAAAAUAAUUUCAUUUGGGUUUUUCCAGGCUUCAAACUGCUGUGCUUCCCGAUCCAGUUAGCGAAAAACGUGCUCUCAUUUUUGCCGCCCUUGCUCUCCCAGAAACUGAAACAGUGAGUUUUUGAUUUGAUCAAUUGCAUUUUCUUAUCUACAGUAUCCUGCAAAACAUAUUUUUGUUUUUUUGUUUCAGUUUUGAUAGAAGAAUUUUUGGAGUUUUAAUCGCUUUUUUUUCAAAAAAUAUGUGCAGAAUUUUUUCUAAAUAUAAAAACUGAGAAAUUUAGAAUGUAACCGGGGAAAUUUUAAAGAAAUUUCCUAACUUUGAAUUUUCAGGUCCAAGUAUCCAAAUCAUCCAAGAAAUCUGACAAGAAAAAAUCCAAGAAAGACAAUGCCAAACAAGAGGAAGCCGUAAGAAUUGCCGAACAGAAGAAAGCAGCUGAACGCGAAGCUCGUCGCGUUGAAGCGGAAGCUAAGAAGCGUGCUGCUGAAGAAGAGGAACACCGCAGAUGGAAAGCCGAACAGGAAAAAAUCGAAAUUGAAAAUGCGAAAAAGGAAGAGGAAGUGAAACAAUUAAAGGCGCAACAAAAGAAAGCCAACAAGUCCAAAAAAUCUGCUCAACCAGCCGUUGAAGAAGAAGUUAUUGUGAAGAAAGUUGAGCAAGUUCAAAACGCCGCCCCAGCUCCGACUCCAAAAUCGAACAAAUCCGAACCAGCCCCAGCCGAACCAGUUAAAGAAGUGAGAAUUUACAGAAAAAAUAUUGAAAAUGAAGGAAUCUGUUUUCAGAACUCGAAGAAAUCCAACAAGAAAAACAAGAAGAACAGCGAAUCUGAAAAAAUCUGCCCCAGCUCCAGUCGAGGUUAGUUUAUUUUUCGACAUUUUUUUUCAGAUAUUCUGUAGUUUAGUAUCAUGAAUUAUGUGACGUAGAUGCACUUUAUGUUUGCAUGUUAAGGCCGUAUUUUUUAGGAACCAAAACAAGUCGAACCUGCUCCAGAACCAGUUGUUGUUGAAGAAGUUGCUCAAGUUGCUGAACCUGUUGCCGAGGUAAGUUUCGGAGAGCCAAUAGAAAAUGUUUAUGUUCGUUGUGUUGUCCAAAGCAUGGAAAUAUAUUGUUGUCCUUUUCAAUUUGAAAACAGAAAACAAAAAAGAGAAAUAAAAAGAACACAUCACAAAACCCGAUAACCUCACCUCUCACCUUUUACAGAAAGUAUCGCCAGUUUUGAAUGAGACACAGGUAAGAAUUAGCAUGCUUCUAGGUAGCGAUCAUUUUUUCCUAUGCACGUUAAUGUUCUAAUUUCCCAAUUUUUCACAGAAAUCCUCCAAAAAGGAUAAGAAGAAGAGUGAAUCGGAGGCUCAGUCUUCAACUAAACCAACCGCUGAUGAUCUUGGAUUUUUGGAUUUUGUAACACCAAAGAAUGAGGAACCGGAAACACAGAUUGUUGUCGAAACUGCUCAAACUGCACCUGGAAAUAAGAACAAAAAUAAGAAAAAUAAGAAGAAUAGUGAAUCUGAUAAAACUUCUGGUAUCCCACCUGUUGAACAAUUGGGAGAUCCAAACUUCAAAUCUGAAUUUAUCACUGAUGAUCAUGUUGUUGUUAAUCUUGAACCGAUUCCUCUUCCAAAAACUAUUGAUGUUGGACUUCUCGAAGAGCCAUUAUCAAAUAAUGAACCGGCUGGUAAAAAGAACAAGAAAAAUAAGAAGAAUAGUGAAUCAGAGUCUCAAUCAUCAACAAAACCAAUCGCUGAUGAUCUCGGAUUCUUGGACUUUGUAACACCCAAAAAAGAUGUUGAAGAAAUUAUCGAAGCACCAAAAAUUGAAACACCUGUUGAAUCUGCCCCAACUCCUGCUGCAUCAAAGAAAAAUAAGAAGAACAAGAAAAACAGUGAAUCUGAAAAUGUUACAUCACCAAUUUCUGCUAAGCCAACUGCUGACAACUUGGAUUUCUUAGAUUUUGUAACUCCUAAAAAAGAAACUUCUGAGGAGCCAUUGCAAAAAGCUGAACCAGUUCAACCACCAAAACUGGAAGAUGUUGAUAUUCAAGAGUUGGUUGGAAAAUCAGCACCAGAAGAGUCUGCUGAUAACAAAAAGUCAAAGAAAAACAAGAAGAAUAAGAAGAACAGUGAAUCUGAAAGCAGCCCAGUUAUAACAUCGGAAAAACCAACUGCUGAAAAUCUCGAUUUCUUGGAUUUCGUUACACCAAAAAAAGAAACUUCUGAGGAGCCUUUGCAAAAAGCUGAACCAGUUCAACCACCAAAAUUGGAAGAUGUUGAUAUUCAAGAGUUGGUUGGAAAAUCAGCACCAGAAGAGUCCGCUGAUAACAAAAAGUCAAAGAAAAAUAAGAAAAACAAGAAGAAUAGUGAAUCGGAAAACACACCUUCACCAACUUCUGCCAAUCCAACUGCUGAAAAUCUCGACUUUUUGGAUUUCGUCACACCAAAGAAAGAAACUGUUGAGGAAGUUGUUGAAGCACCAAAGAUUGAAACACCUGUAGAAUCUGCUCCGACUCCAGCUGCAUCAAAGAAAAAUAAGAAAAACAAGAAAAACAGUGAAUCAGAGACUGCUCCAAUUGUUGUUUCAGAAAAACCAAUCGCUGACGAUCUUGGAUUCUUGGAUUUCGUAACAGCUAAAAAAGAAAAAUCUGUAGAAGCUGAAAUUCCAGCCAAAUCGGAACAACAAGAAGCUCCAGCAUCAGGCAAGAAAAACAAGAAGAACAAGAAGUCAAGUGAAUCGGAAUCUUCUCCAGUGCCUGCUGUGGAAACAUCAGCACCAGUUUCAUCCAAGAAAAAUAAGAAGAAUAGUGAAUCUGACAAGACUGCUGGAAUUCCACCAGUUGAACAAUUGGGAGAUCCAAACUUCAAAUCAGAACUAAUCUCGGAGGACCAUGUUGUUGAAAAUCUUGAACCAAUCAAACCACCAACAUCAAUAAACGCUCGAGAUGUUCUUGCAAGACCACACGAAACACAUUCCAAGAAAAACAAGAAGAAUAAGCAUAAGAAACAUGCUGAUAAUAGUGUCUCACCACAACAAACUGAAGAAGAUUUGGCAUUUUUGGAGUUUUUGGCAGCUGGAGAUAAAAAAGCAGCAGAAUCCUCAAAUGCGUUCCCAUCAACUGAAGAAGAAAAAGAGUUUGUGAAAAAUGUUCAAAAACAAAUGGAAAACACAUAUCAAUUUGCUGAACCUGUGCAACCACCAAAAGUCGAUAAUAUUGAUAUUCAAGAACUGAUUGGUUCAAAACCAAAGAAAUCACAAAAUAAGAAGAAGAAUGCUGAAGCAGAAGUUCCUUUGAACACCCAAUAUUGGACUAAACCAGCUGAUGAUGAUCUUGAUUUGGAAGAAUAUUCAAAUCAAAAUAAAAAGGUCAGAAGCUUGCUUUGCUUUAAAAUUAACAACACUUUAUGUUUCGUUUUUGCAUGCUUUUGUGUUUCUUUUUUCUCUAUUAUUCAGUUUCGAAACAUUGCCAGAAAUAAUAGUAUCUUUCUAAUAGUUUCGACUAGAAUAGAUUUCAGUUUAUUAAAAAAAGUUUGAUUUCGUAAAAAAAUCUAUGAUUUUUCAGACUAAAGUAUCCCAAAAACCAACUGCUGAUACUAUGGACUUUUUGGAUUUCGUUACCGCUAAACCAGAAAAGGUUGUCGAAGCCGCUCCAGAACCAGUUCAAGAGGUCAGUUUAAUUGUAGAUUUGUGAAAAUAUUAGAAACAUUGAAAUUUUCCAGCAACCAAAACCAGCUUCCAACAAACCAACCGCUGAUACCAUGGACUUUUUGGACUUUGUAACUGCCAAACCAGAAAAAGUCGAAGAAGAACCAGUUGUUGCUGCUCCAACUCACGUUGAGCCAACACAAGAGGUUAGUUUGAUAACCAAAAUAACCCCAAACAUUUUCAGAUUCCCAAAUAUGAAUAAAAAGAUAUUAUACAUAGGAAAAAAAAGGUAUAGAGUGCCACGCUUCUAUUUUUAUUUUCAUUUUUGUCUUUUUCAAUAAUAAGUAAUUUCAUAGUGUGGAUUUGUUAAGUUUUUUGGUUGAUUAUUCGAUUCUUUAGGAUUUGGUUGUUGAUGAUGAACAACUAGGUUGGGAAAUGGUAGAACCCUCUGAUGACGAAAUUGAAACAAAUUAUGUAAUUGUGGAUAGUCAUGAGAAUUCCAGCGGAGAUGAGGUGAUUGACUGCUUUCCAUAUUUUAUUUUGAGUAUAUCUUAUUUUUUUUCUGACUAUAACUGACCCCGCUGGAACGAGUUUUCUUUUUCAUAAUUUAACAGUGUGAUUCAUAUAAUAUUUUCUCGCUUACGAAUCUUUUUUCUAGGCAAUUCAUGACGACUUGGGAAAUGAUGACGAUUUUAGUGAAAAGGUGAUUGAUUAACUAUGAAAUAUUUAAAGAUUCAACUUAAAAUAUGGGCUAAAUAUGGGCUAAAUUAUCAACAACAAAAAAUCUGGAAAACAUAGAAUAAUAUUUUCAGCAUGAAGAGGAAACUCAAGUACUAGACAUUUCUGAACAAGUUUUGGAAAAUUCACAGGUUGAGGAGGUUUCACAGGUUUUAGAUAGAGGUUCAGAAAUUAGUGCAAAGUUAGAUGAUUCUGAAGUUUUUGAAGAAGUAGACAUAGAUUUGGGGACUUCUGAUGUUGUUAGUUUUGACAAAACUGAAGAGCCUCUUCUUGAACAAGUUUCGGAGAUUUUCGAAAGUACUGAAGAAAACUCGAUUGAAACCACACCAGGACUUGCUUUUGACUCUUCCGAAGAUUGUGAAUCUGUCAUUGAAUGUUCGGCAGCAUCUGAAACUGUGACAACAAAAGAUACGGAAAACAUAUCGGAAAUCACUCCGGAAGCAUCCGUUUUUGUUGCUGAAUCAGUACUUGAAGAUGUUGCAAACAUUCCAACCGAUUCUCAAAAAGCAGAAGAAGCGUCAGAUACUAUAAUUUCAAACAUUCAAAAUACUCCUGAAAUAAUUGAAGAGUCAGAAAGUGUUAUGGAUUCAGAAGAUACUACAAACUCUGAUUUGAUUGGUGCAUCAGUUUCUGAAAAUAAUUUCUUUGAAACUGCUCCUAUUUCCGAAGAGCCUAGAGUUACUGAAGAAUCUAUCCCUGUUGAUUCUGCAAUUAUUGAAGAAUCGGUAUCAAUUAGUAUCAUAGAACAAGUUCCUGAAACAUCUGUGGUUUCCGAGUUUGAUUCAACUUUCGAAGAAGUUUCCAAACACGUUCAAGAAAGUUCUGAUAUUUUCGAAGAAUCUGCACCAGAAAGCUCACCAGAAUCGCUUUUCGAAACAUCUACAACUUCAGAACCUAUCACAGAAUCAUCUGGAGAUUCCGAAUCGAUUCUUGAAUCGGAAGUUUCUAUUGAUUCUCACAAUUUCAUGGAAUUUGAAUCUAUUCAAGGAAUUCCAAUGAAUACUGGAAUCAUACCAGAAAUCACAUUAGAACCUCCAACUCCAAUCGAUUCUGCACUUCUUGAUGACGAAUCUCAAAGUUCUGACGAUUUUUAUGUUGGUACUUCUGAAAUUUCAAUAGAAACUGAAACCUUUGUGAAUCCUGAUUCUGACUCAGAAACUAGUACAAUAAUUGAGAAUCCAAAAAGAAAAUGUUCUUACUCAAACGGUUCAAUUCAUGCAGAGGUGAUUCAAGUAACUUAACUUAACUUAACUUACUCCCACAAUAAUUGCUAGCAUAUUCCUUAAAAUCCGCGCUACUCUUUAAAAAAUAUAUCUUUUCUACCAGGAAACAAUAUUUAAUUAAAAAUCCCAUUCCUUCCGCAUGUUCCAAUCUAAACGCAACCUAACUCAAUAAUAAUGUUAUAUUUAGAAGUGAUUUUUUAGGUUUCCCCGCGCUCGGCUGCUCCACCUCUUACUAUUGAGUCACAAUUUGAUGUUGUUGGGAAUGUUGUUGAAUCAGUUGUUGAAUCUGUAGACAAUCUCAUAGGUAUUCUUGGAGCCGCUAAAAAGAAUGAGGUAAAUUAUAAUUCUAAAUAUUCUUGUUUUAGAACCAUGUGUCUUUCCAGAUAGGCUCUAUUGUCCCUUCUGUAGUUCCUGAUGUUUUCAUUGAUGACUAUGAGGUACUAUUUGAGAGAAAAAACCUGUAAAAUUUUCCCUGUUAGAAAAAUAAUUCCUUUCCUUUAUGUUUUUCCUUCUCACACUCGGGAAAAAAGUAGCAAGUCUGGCGACAAAAAAUAGACUUCUAGCCAGCUUGCGACCAUUUUUAGCAAGCUUGCUACAUUUUUUCCCAUUAUAAAAAUUGUAGCAAGCUUGCUAAAAAUGGUCGCAAGCUGGCCAAAAGUCUAUUUUUUUCGCCAGACUUGCUACUUUUUUCCCGAGCAUAUUUCCCUCUUUCAGGCCCCAACAGCUGCUGGAAACAAGAAGAACAAGAAUAAGAAGAACAAGAAUAAGAAAAAUAGUGAAUCAGAAGCCGCCCCAGCUGUAGCUGAAGCUCAGACCACCCAAGAAGUUGUUGAAGAGGUCUUUGAGAAGAAAAUCGUUGCCCCAAGCACUGAAGAGAAGAAGGUUAACAUUUUUAUCUCAUUCCCAAAAAUGCUUCCCGAGCUAACUUAUUUUCACAAAAUCAAUUCCUCUCAUCUCAUUUUUUUCAGGAAACUACAAGCAAGAACAAGAAGAACAAGAAAAAGGGAAGUGGAAAUUCGGAAUCAAAAGAAGUUGUCAUCCCAGCUGCUGAAACGACUACCGAAGGAACUUUUGUUGAAAUUCCAGUGAGUUUUUUCUAAUUGUUCAAAAAAUAUUUUCAUUUUCUUCAAAUUUUCAUUUCCAACAUCUAACUUUUUACGUGUGAAUCAUUUUUAGUCUAACGAACCAAUCGUCAACGGAACUGGAUCACCAAGCAGUGACAAGGAAAACGCCACUGCCAACCAAACUGUCAUCUCUGACACCACAAAUGAAGCAUCUGUUGGUGCCACUGGUGGAAACUCCAAGAAAAACAAGAAGAAUAAGAACAAGAAGAACAAGAACUCCAAUUCGAUCUCACUUCAAGAAGAUGAUUAUGACAAUUUGGCUGACGCUGAAGUUCAAGCCAUCACCGGAGGAUCUGAUUCACCACCACUUCAAGUUCACGAAGUUACCAGUACUUUAAAUGGAGGGGUUGAACAAACCACAACUACUAUUCAAGUUACUCAAGCUUUGGGUGACUCGAAAGUCUCUCCAACACAAUUCCAAAAGAAUGUUGAGAGCCUUGUUCAAGCUACACUCGCCAAACAAGAAUUUGUCAAGAUUGAUCCAACUGUUGUAAGUUCAUAUUUAAUUUUAUAUUUAUAUACAUUUUUGAGUGAAAAAUUAGAUACCUAGUGAGUGUAAUUUUAGAAACUCCAAAUCGACGCUCAACUCAUCAGAUUGGCUGAAAAGAAAGCACCAGCCGUUGUUAUGGAGCACAAAAACUAUAUUAAACCAUUGCCAUUGGAACUCCACAUCUCUCGCCCAUCGGUUUGUUGUUUUUAGUUUUUAUUCUGAAUUUGUUGUUCAUUUUACAUUUUCAAAGUUUCCAUUCAGUAAACUAAUAUAUCAUUUUUAAAUAAAAUAACUAAACAAUUGAAACCAACAUUUUCAGACUCCAAGCCGUGAUAGACUUUACAAAUUGUUGCCAAAGGAUAUCUUGUUCUGCGCUGGAUUGAUUGAUACAUACGGAGAGGAUUAUGCUGUAAGAUUUUCAUAAUACUUGUUUUUCAAAAUAAUAACAUUAUUUUUGCAGGCGAUGGUUAAUGACUCAAGAAACGUUUUCAAGGAGAACUCGCGCGCUCUUCAACGAAAGAUCAGAAUUUUCAAGGAUUCCCCACACUUCCAAACAUAUUUGCGCGCCAAGGAAGAAAAUCGACCAUUGGAAGAUGUAAUUGCUAACGAAGCAAUUGCUCAUUAA